AUGAUGACGAUCGAUGAACAGGGUAGCUGCUGUAAGCCACCAGACGAGUGCGGGUUCGUUAAAUCGAGCGACAAGAAGGCGAUGUGGGUGAUGCCGCCGCGGUCAUCGACCAAGGACGCGGACUGCGCCGCAUGGAGCAACGAUCCCAGCAAAAAGUGCUUCGACUGCAGCUCCUGCAAAGCCGGCCUGCUGGAAGACGUCAGGAAAGAAUGGAGGACGCUGGCUAUCAUCAACCUCUGUCUUCUUCUGCUCUUUGUCCUCAUUUACUCAGUUAGUUGCUGCGCCAGGAGAGGGAUUAACCCUUACUGUACUAAGAAUUACAAAGGGUAUUACUACCCUUGA
Molecule: messenger RNA, 342 nt
Organism: Linum tenue
Lineage: Eukaryota; Viridiplantae; Streptophyta; Magnoliopsida; Malpighiales; Linaceae
Source: the annotation of a GenBank genome assembly